GUGUGCAAAGUUUUACACCAAAUAUCUGGUAAAACCUGUCCACUAUAUGUGCGAAAAUCUUGGGAAAUGCAAUUUGAAAGUCAGUGAAUGCGAACCGAACGGCAGAUGUAAGGCAUGUCUUAUUCACAAAUGCAAAUCAAAAUUCAUUAUCGAUUCAAAAAAGUUGACAAACUAUUCAAAGAUGAGCUCAUUUUUACCGCAAAAUGACAGCAAAAAGACGUCGAAUGAAAACAAGACUAAAAUAAGUACAAAACCCGUGAAUACAAAAGAGACAAAUCGUAACAUUAAGCCCAAGACAUUGAUUCCAACGACUGCUGAAUCGAAAGCGAAAACUUUUAAUUCUCCCAAAACUAAGACAGAGGCCGAGGUUUCGACACUCAACAAAACAACCUCAUUGUCUUCACACAGGAAACUAAAAUCAGAUAAAACUGUAAGAAAUAUUAACGAGAAGAAUGAGAACCAAACUAAGAAAACUGGAAACACGGGUCCCGUAACUAAA
This is a messenger RNA of Medioppia subpectinata, 499 nucleotides long. The record is from the annotation of a GenBank genome assembly. Lineage: Eukaryota; Metazoa; Arthropoda; Arachnida; Sarcoptiformes; Oppiidae.